AUGGCCGGGCUGCCCCACAGGAUCAUCAAGGAAACCCAGCGUUUGCUGGCAGAGCCAGUUCCUGGCAUCAAAGAAGAACCAGAUGAAAGCAACGCCCGUUAUUUUCAUGUGGUCAUUGCUGGGGAAUCAAAGGAUUCCCCCUUUGAGGGAGGGACUUUUAAACGUGAACUAUUACUUGCAGAAGAAUACCCAAUGGCAGCCCCUAAAGUACGUUUCAUGACCAAAAUUUAUCAUCCAAAUGUAGACAAGUUGGAAAUAAUAAGUUUAGAUAUUUUGAAAGAUAAGUGGUCCCCAGCCCUGCAGAUCCGCACAGUUCUGUAUCGAUCCAGGCCUUGUUAAGUGCUCUCGAUCCAGGCCUUGUUAAGUGCUCCCAAUCCAGAUGAUCCAUUAGCAAAUGAUGUAGUGGAGCAGUGGAAGACCAACGAAGCCCAAGCCAUUGAAACAGCUAGAGCAUGGACUAGGCUAUAUGCCAUGAAUAGUAUUUAAAUUGAUCCAAUCAUUAAGUGUGCAUCACUUCUCCUGUUCUGCCAAGACUUCUUCCUUUUUGCUUGCAUUUAAUGGACAUAGUCUUAGAAACAUUACAGAAUAAAACAACCCAGACAUCUUCAGUUAUUUGGUGAUUAAAUGUACAUUAGCAAAUCUAUGUCUUGUCCUGAUUCACUGUCAUAAAGCAUGAGCAGAGGCUAGACGUAUCAUCCGGAUUGUUGUGAAACGUUUAAAAGCAGUGGUCCCUCCCUGCUUUUAUUCAUUUCCCCCAUCCUGGUUUAAGUAUAAAGCACUGUGAAUGAAGGUAGUUGUCAGGUUAGCUGCAAGGGUGUGG
Messenger RNA from Pan troglodytes (chimpanzee), 820 nucleotides. RefSeq names its product ubiquitin conjugating enzyme E2 N like (gene UBE2NL). The record is from RefSeq and is a predicted model, not a curated record. Lineage: Eukaryota; Metazoa; Chordata; Mammalia; Primates; Hominidae.